AUGGUGUUCUCUUUAUGUCAUUUUGAACUUCACCAGAGUUACUGGAGCGACUUUGAUCUCAAAGGAAUCAAGAUCAAAGUCAAGUCACUCCAGAAAGGCACAUUCCAGGACGAUUCAGAUCAGAUCCCACGAUAUUUCUGGGCCAAGGGCUUCAGAAAUCGAGUAAGAAGAGUUCUGGGCCGCAAGCCAAGAAAGCAUUCUUUUCCCAUCCAUCCCGGCUAUUCCGAAGCAAGAGCUUUGGUCGGUGAUGGCACUGUUCCAGAACUAGCAGCCCUCUCUGACCAAGCCCGGGGCUUCGUCACUGAAAUCUUUGGGGACAUUGGGGAUCAGCCAGAAAAUUCGUCUCUGGACGAGAAACAAUCUUUAUCCUCCUUCGAGUCAGGACCUCGGGUAGUUCAGUUGAAGCUAGCCACCGACCUCCAGAACUGGAAAGAUAGUCAGCAUGCAGCCGGCAACAUUUUGCCACCCAAGGGGACGGGACUGAGUGCGGCUUCGGACGUUACCCUGAAGAAGCUGGGCGCCUCAGACUGGCCUGACGCACUGAAGACGAACAAUGCUUUGUUUGGCUGCGGUAUUGCCGCCCUGCUCAUGGGUGCUGCCGAUGCGCGAACCAUGUUCUCCAACUAUGUAACCGACAUGGCCUUUUACUAUGAGCACGGUUACAACUACGUCUUUCCGACGCUGGAACCGCUUCUGCAGAGAGGCCUGGAAGAUCCACAUGCGCUGCGCACUCCAGGAGGGCGCGAGCGUCGAGACGCCGUUUCGCUCGGCAAGCAAUACAUCCAAGGAAAGAUUGCUCUGGAGAAGCGCCAUAUCAAGAACUUGACGUAUCGCUCGGCACGAGUAGAUCGACGUACUGCACAGAUUAUCUCUCUGUCAGAGAGCAGCUUGCUAGGCAUGGCAGCCGAGUCGAUAGCACGAGGCUUCGACCCAGGUGCCGUUAUGGCUGACCUCGUUUUCAGCUCGCCAGGCACUGACGUCGUCGACGUUGGCUGCGACCUGGUCAAUUCCGAGGUCAUGAACUCCUUCCUGAAUGUGACUGACAUCACAGAGACGGGCGUCGUAAGCGAAGAAGUGCUGCGCAAGAUAUACGACGCCUACGCUGCAACAAGCGCCAGAAUGUUGACUCAGAGAUGGCAUGAGCCAGUCGCCAGAAUGUGUGCUGCUUUGUAUACAUGGCACAUUCAGAACGAUCGACACCUGUUCUUCCGCCGUGCGCUUCUGGGCUGGCCCAAAGCACGAAAGACUCCCGCUCAGCCUCAGUUCGAGGCGGAUUUCGACGAAGUAUUUGACAAGCAGUACCGCACAACCGGCUUCAGAAGGCCUCUUGAUCCCAAAUACGCAUGCAACGGCGAAGAUACAUGCGAUCACGUCGACCAUUUCCUUCAUCGCAACCAGGACAAGCCAGUGCUGCGGGAGCUCUGGGGGUUCCUCGUCACGGGUCCAUUAGAGUAUGUCAGAGCAGGCCAGGUCGAUGAGCAGCGUGAAUACGAACUUGUUGAGGGCUCACGAUUGCGCAUGGCCGAGCUUUUCUCUCGCGGCCAGGUGCUCGAGAUGGUCUGGAUCAUCGCCCACGCGAACCACCACGCCUGGCAGGUCAACCACCUGUUUGAGGCCGCCAUGUUUGGCAGCAUCCUGGACGGAGGCAAAUUGGCUGGCAAGCUGGACAGGGCAGAAGAGGCAGAAGAGGCAGAAGAGAAGUAG
Messenger RNA from Trichoderma gamsii, 1704 nucleotides. RefSeq lists its product as hypothetical. The transcript has a single exon. NCBI's taxonomy places the organism in Eukaryota, Fungi, Ascomycota, Sordariomycetes, Hypocreales, Hypocreaceae. The coding region runs from base 1 to 1704 and encodes 567 amino acids. The record is from RefSeq and is a predicted model, not a curated record.